Molecule: messenger RNA, 3828 nt
Organism: Toxotes jaculatrix (banded archerfish)
Lineage: Eukaryota; Metazoa; Chordata; Actinopteri; Toxotidae
Gene: cdh24a
Product: cadherin-24
Exons: 12
Biological process (GO): adherens junction organization; calcium-dependent cell-cell adhesion; cell-cell junction assembly
Cellular component (GO): plasma membrane; catenin complex; adherens junction
Molecular function (GO): calcium ion binding; cadherin binding
Source: RefSeq, a predicted model, not a curated record
AUGGAUGACUUUUUUGUGAGAAUCAAAGACCUGGAAAGCCAGCUUCAGAGUAAAAUGGAUGACACGAGAACCAUGCCAAAUGUGGCUUUUAAACUAAAUGACAGAGAACCUAAUGAUUUUGACUUUAAGAACAAAGCAGCAGGGAAAACAGUCAUGCUUAAACAUCCUGAAUCUGCUGCCAAACCCCUAACACCUAAACAUAGCCCUGAACUCACUGUGAACCACAAGGAAAGGAGCAAUUUGACUAAUGGAGAGGUUGAAGGUGUAAUUAAUGAUCACAGUCUAGUGCCGAGUUCCGAGGAGGAGUACUCUCUCCAGCCCGAGCUCCAGUCGGAGACAGGUGUCGGUGACGUUUUGCCUGAGAAGACACGAGGCCGCUCUAAAUGGGUCACGGAGUCUGAAGACGGUCGGUCAGGGCCUCGCUCUCGCCGCCGGAGGAGCUGGCUCUGGAACCAGUUCUUUGUGAUCGAGGAGUACAGAGGACCCGAGCCUGUGCUCAUCGGACGGCUGCACACAGACAUGGACAAAGGAGACGGUCGCACCAAGUACAUGCUGGAAGGAGAGGGAGUGGGCUCCGUGUUUGUUAUUGACAGCAACACAGGCAACAUACACGUCACCAAGUCUCUGGACCGCGAGGAGAAGGACCAGUACCGCCUCGUUGCGACAGCUACAGACCGUCAGACUGGCCGAGCCCUGGAGCCCUCCUCUGAGUUUAUCAUCAGAGUGCAGGACAUCAAUGACAACCCUCCCAUCUUCCCCAAUGAAGCCUACGUUGCCAUGGUGCCGGAGAUGGCCAACAUCGGAACUUCCAUAAUCCAAGUCACAGCCAGAGAUGCUGACGAUCCAACAUAUGGAAACAGCGCCCGGCUGGUGUAUGCCAUAACUCAGGGCCAGGACUAUUUCUCUGUGGAUCCUCAGACAGGCGUCUUGCGGACAGCCGUACCUGACAUGGACAGAGAGACUCAGGAUGAAUAUCUGGUCGUCCUCCAGGCCAAAGACAUGGGGGGGCAUCUGGGCGGAUUAUCAGGGACUACAACCGUCACUGUGAAACUGAGCGAUGUCAACGACAACCCCCCUCACUUCAGACGGAGUGCAUGGUCAUUCUCUGUCUCCGAGCUAGCAGCACCAGGUGUGGAGGUGGGCCGUCUCACUGCCACCGAUCCUGAUCUGGGAGAAAAUGCACAGCUGGAGUUUACUAUCCUGGACACGGAGGAGGCCGAAAUAUUCAAUAUAACCGGAAGAGACCGAGAGGCCGUCAUUGUUCUGAACAAGCUGCUGGAUUAUGAGACCCGCAGUUCAUACACUUUCUCCGUGGAAGUUGCCAACCCUAUAGUGGAUGCCCGGUACCUGAGGAAAGGUCCCUUUAAGGACCAGGCAACAGUCCGGGUCAUGGUCCUCAAUGCUGACGAGCCGCCGCGAUUCUCCCAGGCCCGGUACCAUCUGGACGUGUCCGAGAACUGCCCCCCUGUCUGCUCCGUUGGCCGGGUCUAUGCUGUGGACCCGGACACAGGACAAAGCACCAACAUCAGGUACUCCAUCGAUCCCCAGUCAGACCCCGAGGCUCUGUUCCGCAUCGCCUCUGACACAGGUUUUAUCAGCACAGUGAUGGAGUUGGACCGUGAGCAGGAGCAGUGGCAUAAUAUCACUGUCAUCGCUACACAGAGGGGUAUGUCAGCCCCUCUGCCCUCGGGCGCUAUGAGCAGCGGAGCUUACCAGACUCAUAUUUCACCGAAAGCACCGCCUGGAGUUCGGAACACAAAGUGUGGCAUAUAAAUGAUAGAAAUUUAGUGAUAAUUUCAACAUUACUGUUGGUUCCCCUUUCUUUCAGACAAUCCAAAUCUUGUGUCAAGGGUUGUGGUUGCCAUAGAGACUCUAGACCAGAAUGACAAUGCACCAGAGUUGGACAGGCAGUACACAACAUCUGUAUGUGACUCCAGCGCCCCCGGUCAGGUAGUUCAGGUUCUGCGAGCCAUUGACAGGGACCACGGAGGGCAGGACACCCCGGUCCACUUUAGCAUCCCUCCAGAGUCCAGCUCUGCACUCAACCUCACUAUCAGGGAAAGUGGAGGUGUGACAGCCAGCCUGGUGCUCCAGUCGGCCUUGGAGCCCCUCCCUGGCUUCUCCUCAUCCUUACUCACCCUCUACGUGCCAGUUGUGCUACGUGACGGGGCCUCUGGUCUGACCAACACUGGCACGGUCACUGUGACCAUUUGUCCCUGUCUUCGAGGGGGCAUGCAGACAGAGGACAGGGGGAGACAGAGGGACAGGAGGUGGGAGAGACACAUGGUUUGUCUGCCCGUGCCGUCUGCCUCUCCAUCUCUCAUAUUCAGCCUGGUCACCUUACUGGCCAUGCUGGCUUGUGUCACCACUCUGCUGGUGGUGUGUGCACUCUCGCUGUCAUUGCGCCAUCAGAAGCGAGACUCCCACUCACCCUUCGAGGAGGAUGAUGUCAGGGAGAACAUCAUAUCCUAUGAUGAUGAAGGGGGAGGGGAAGCGGACACCGCAGCGUUUGACAUUACGGCGCUGCAGAGCAUGCACAGAAUGCAGCACAUGCACAACAGAAACAUAUGGUACACCCAGCAGAAUCCGCCGAGGGCCAGGACGUACAGCUGGAGCCGUAACUCGCGCCCCAGCUUGGACCCUCAGCAGCGGCCCGGCUCAGCUCCGCUCUACGGACGUCUCUGCUACGGCAUCCACACUCUGCCUGUUCUCAGAGAUUAUCCAGCUGGGCCACUGGAGGCAGGUCUGCAGCUAACGCAGCUGACCCAUGGGCUCACCGGAGGUCAUAUCGGCAAUUCCCUUGUCAUCCAGAACCAGAGCACCUUUGAGCCUCUACUGCACUCUCCUGAGAUGAGCUCUGGUAGUUAUGAAGCAGAACACAUGCUGGAGAAGAGCAAAAUUACCGACAGAAAUGAAGGCAGCGAAGCAGACGCAGCUGAUAGAAAAGAGGAUCAGGAUCAGGCCAAGGCAAACCCAACGGAAGCAGAGUCGACAGCAGCCAACAACACAGUGAACCUGACCUACUGUGACCCAAAUGAGUCUUCAUGCCAAAGUCACACCAGCUCCUCAUCAAACCAACAAGAGGGGCGACCGGGGUCAUCGCAGACUCAGCUCAGCACAGGAGCCACCAGCUGCACAGUCGAUGACAUUGACACUGAUUCCUCCAUUCCCUCCGUCUCGGAGCAAAAUUUUUCAAAUGGCGGUCAGAUCAACUCUGUAAACGCUCCUGUUUACCUGAAAGGAGACACGUACAGCAUUGUGGGCUCGCUGAAUCCAAACAGCAGAGGGACGUGUAUGAACGGGACCAGCAGCGGCGGGUUGUACCCAGCGGGGGUGCAGCUACUGAACAUGUGCAGACUCCAGAAAAAAGAUUCGACCCCACAGCCUUUGCCCUUACCUGGGGGUGUGUUUGGCAACAACAGAGGCUGGCUGCUGGGGGCGGAGACUGCGAGAACAGAAGCUGCCAACCCGCAGCCUCUCCGCAUGGAAGACCUUCUGAAUUUCCGUCUGGAUCAGGUCACCUUUGACCUGUCGCAGCCGCCCUACGACUCGCUGCAGACUUAUGAGUUUGAGGGCCGUGAUUCAAGGGCUGAGUCACUGAGCUCACUGGAGAGCGAUGGAGAGAAGGACGAGGGGAGAGCGGUGGGAGGGAUGGAGGAGUUAAACCAGAAGUUUCAGAGGCUGGUGGAGAUCAUCCGAGAGAGGGAGAAGGAGAAGGGAGGAGAGACGCGAGCAGCCGAGGGAGGUGAGACAGCAGAGCCUGCUCUAUCUGAGACUCAUAAACAAAUGGAGGACAAAGAAAAAGCACAGCAGAGAUGGGAUUUCUAG